Molecule: messenger RNA, 1606 nt
Organism: Prorocentrum cordatum
Lineage: Eukaryota; Dinophyceae; Prorocentrales; Prorocentraceae
Source: the annotation of a GenBank genome assembly
AGGCGGACGAGUACGCCAGGGACGAACCGAAGGGCUACUACUCUGACGUGUUUGCAUUGCUUCUGUGCCGCGCCUGCACUGGGCGGGCUACACCACCACUCGAGACCUUUCGGCAAUCUCUCGAACGAAGCUUGAGGGCAAGUUUGACUCCACGGUGGGGGAUCGCCAGGUGUCCGCGGGCACAUUUCGCGAAUUUGUUGUCUACGAUGUUGACCAAAUGUACCCCGAAUAUCUCGUCAUCUACUCGCGCGCGUACGAGACGACCGACGAGGCUAGUCUGAGAGCGCUGGUGUCGCAGCCGUACUUUAUGCAACAUCCCGUGUACUGGCGGAACGCCCACAAGGACCCAGACAAGGUCUUCUUCGGCGACCAGUUCGAGCUGGGCCGAGGCGCCCUGGGGAUACUGCAGAGGCUCGUGGAGGCAGCGAACUCGAACCCGGGCGUGACACUCACGGUCCUGCGCGCCAGGCGGUUGGAGUUGUCCGCGGAUUGGAAGAGGUACAGCGGCCUGAGGAAGGCCUGGAAGCGCAGGCGCCCCGAGAGCCCGCCCGGGACUCCCUCCGAGGCAGAGCCCGGCUCCAGGGACUCUUCCGAGUGGCAGCCACGCCGCUGCCAGCACGCCCACGAGCUCGACGGCCACCCGGACAGCUGGCGGGCGUUCGCCGCCGUCCACGGGGAGGUGGAGGCGGCGGGGCAGGUGAUCCCGAUGCCCACCCUGGACCGCGACCUGAACGAGUGCCUGCUCUGGCACGGCAUCUCCCCAAAGGACGCGGAGUGGGUCGCGAACGACGGGGCCGCGGCCAUGGUGCACUUGGCGGAGGGCGCGCCUGGCCGCUUCGGGGUGGGCGUGUACUUCGUGGAGGACCUGUCCAAGGUUUUGGGCAACGCCCAAGCCCACGACGGCCAGAGGGUGCCCCGCGCGUACUCCGAGGACAUGGCCAUGAACCUCGUCUACGCCAAGAUGCAGGGAGGCAUCAAGGUUGUCAUCCUCUGCCGGGUACUCUGCGGCGACCUCUUCUACACGGAGGCGAAGUCGGAGCCAGACGCUGUGAGCAACAUGGCGGCCGCGGGUAAGGACGCCGUCCUCGCGAACCCCGAGAGGAGGGGGGCGCGCGAGUUCGUCGUGACAAAAGGACCUCAGAUCUACCCAGAGUACGUCAUCGAGCUUCAAGAAACGUGCAGGGAGAACCUGACAGCCGCUGUGUAGAGCCGCGAACCUUUUGCACACUGUCUGUUCUUCUUUGGUUUCAGAUCUAGUAGCCCCGUACUUCCGCACCUCCUCGGGGCUUAACUGUCGCUUGUCGACCCGCCCCUCCACCUCGCACGUUCUUCGCACCCUCGGUGCCGCCUCGGCCGACUGCGGCCGCGGGGUCGGGGGAGCCUUGGCCAGCCGCUACCUCGCUGGUGGCCCCACGUAGUCACCUACUGCUGGGUUUCUUGCGAAUGCUCUUCUGGGCGACUGUGGGGACCCCAGGCGGUCGUGCGAUGGCUCCACACCGAGCCGCCCUGCACCCGCUCGGGCCUCCGCACGCGGCAUCGCUCGGACGUGUGCACUGCUCCUCGGCGAAGACCAUCGAGGGGCAUCCUGAAUCAUCGUGCGAAACAG